Frankliniella occidentalis (western flower thrips) is the source of this 1787-nucleotide messenger RNA. It is a transcript of the gene PIG-Q, whose product is annotated as phosphatidylinositol N-acetylglucosaminyltransferase subunit Q. The coding region runs from base 150 to 1709 and encodes 519 amino acids. The record is from RefSeq and is a predicted model, not a curated record. Gene Ontology annotation, cellular component: endoplasmic reticulum; membrane. Lineage: Eukaryota; Metazoa; Arthropoda; Insecta; Thysanoptera; Thripidae. The transcript is spliced from 7 exons. Gene Ontology annotation, biological process: GPI anchor biosynthetic process.
UGUCUUUUUCGACUGUCGUCUGUUCGGGACUCGACUUUGUAAACAUAACCUAUGUUAUGUUUGUUUGAACCGGAUUGGGCGUGACUAUAUUUUUGCCUUGAAAGAACAAAUAGAAAAUGUCACUUGAUGUCAGAAGUAUCUUCUGAAUUAUGGGAAAAGAUCUGUUAUUUUUACCUUGUUCGAUAUACGAGAAGAAGCAUUGCCAAUUGUACGGUGUUGUUCAAAAUUCAAACUGUGACAGAGAUGUGUCAACAAGUCAUUUUGUUUUAGGUAUAGAGUCCAAGCCUUUUCCUACAAAUCAUCAGAGGAAAUAUGAUGAUUAUGUCUUAAUUGGUGAAUGUCAAAGCAAUGUCGAUUCAAUUUCCUUGGAUUUAUUUACCGCAACUAACAGUGAGAGUGGAGUCACGAUUCAGCUUUCAAAUGAUACCUUCCAGUUAUUGCCAUCAGCAAAUAGUAAAAUUCAAGACAUUUCUUCUUCUAUUGUUAUAAUAGUGUACGAUGAUCAAGUUUUCAUGCACUCGGAGCUGAUAUUUUUGUCUAAUGGUGACCAUGCAACUAGUAGCGAUCAAUUCCAAGUGCUGGCUCGUUUGUUGAAGAAGCAAGUUGAAGACAAAAGAAAACAAUUUUGGGACUUUCUUCAAUUACUCUAUAUUCCUAUUCUUUUCAUAGUUAAUAUUUUGCUUUACAUUGUGUCAACGGCUAAGCCAGUGUUCCAGUAUUCUGCUUUAGGAGUAUGUCUUUAUGAUUUUCUAAACUCAUUGGCAUGGGCUGUGAAGUCCCUUAAAAUUCAAAAAAAGGUAUCUCUAAAAGUGGGCAACUACUUUCUUGCCACUGCAGUGGAUAUAUGUGCUGGAGUCUUUCUUCUAUAUUUAAUGGACUACAUGGAAAUUUACUCCCCUUUGUCUGAUUACUUGCUAAAAAUUGCCAAGGAAGUUGUGCAUUCUCUUCAGUAUCUCCUGCAAUGGCUUUCUGGUUCUCCUGCUGGAUUAAAAUUGAAUGGACCUUUCAAUCUCAUGAUGGGCCAAUUCUUUAUGUACCACAUCAAAUUGUGGUGGAUAUUUUUGUCUGUAGCCCAGCCAGUUUUGGAGCUCCUGUUUAAUAUCUUUCUGGUGCUGGGAAGACUCGGGGUGACAUUUCAAGCUGCGAUCCUUUCAGACCUCUUAGCUCUUGUUAGCUUUCAUAUAUACUGCAUUUAUGUUUAUGCUGCAAGAGUGUAUUACCUUCAGUUGUCAGCUUUAAGGGCUUUAUGGAGACUCUUCCUGGGAACAAAACACAAUCCUCUGCGUGAAAGGGUAGAUUCAUGUGAAUAUUCACCCGAUCAGUUGUUUGUUGGAACUAUUACAUUCACUAUACUAUUGUUUUUGUUGCCAACAACCCUUAUGUAUUAUGUGGUCUUCACAACAAUGCGGCUUGUUCUCUUGAGUCUCUCAGGCAUUUUGACUCAGGCUUGUUUCAUUUUUCAUGCCCUACCUAUCUAUGCAACAGUCCACUGGCUCUGUGGGUCAAAUGCAAUUUGCAAGACUGUGUAUGUAACCUCUAAGACUGGUUCCAAUGGAAAUCCUGUCGUCCUAUUUGUUACUCCUGUUGCUGACUCUUGGUGGACCACUGUGAAGUUUUGUCUACCUGAUACAGUUCUCUGUCCACCCAUUGUAAACUUUGGUCAAUUGUUCCAUAAAUUAUCUGUAGGUGAGCUUGUGUAUCCUGUGUGAGUUUUUAUAUGUUCAUACUUCAUGGCUGUCAUGUACCGUUAUGUCACAACAAAAUUAAAUUUUAUUUUUAUAAUUCAA